Messenger RNA from Quercus robur (English oak), 1662 nucleotides. RefSeq names its product pectin acetylesterase 10-like. Gene Ontology annotation, molecular function: pectin acetylesterase activity. The record is from RefSeq and is a predicted model, not a curated record. The coding region runs from base 217 to 1512 and encodes 431 amino acids. The transcript has 13 exons. NCBI's taxonomy places the organism in Eukaryota, Viridiplantae, Streptophyta, Magnoliopsida, Fagales, Fagaceae. Gene Ontology annotation, cellular component: plant-type cell wall. Gene Ontology annotation, biological process: cell wall organization.
GCCACAUGACCAAACUCAAACAUUACUAACAACCACUCACAAAGCCACCACAUAAAUCUAACCACUCACCAAAAACCCACCACUUGUACCACAACCAUGAUGUCGUAUCUUUCUAGACACUUGGGAAUUGGCAUUCAUGAAGUGAUCUGCUGGUAAUGCUGUUUGCUAGUAUAAAAACAUAGUGCAAAACCAGACGCUCAUUACACCACAACUGAAAUGAGAGCAAUGGCCGAAGUAGUAAAUGGGAGUGAGGGGUCAGCAGCAUUGAAAAUGAAGAUGAGGUUAUUAGUGUGGGCUUUGUGGUUGCUGGGGUCAGUUUCCAGCAAAUGGAUAGAUGGUUUUGAGGAUUUGAAUGUGACAGAGCAGCAUUAUUAUGACCAGAGUUAUGGAGUCUCCUACGCUAGUAAGCCAUUGCUGGUGGGUCUUACUCUUAUCAAUGGAGCUGCUGCCAAAGGCGCUGUCUGCCUGGAUGGAACAUUACCAGGCUACCAUCUCCACCGAGGAUAUGGAUCAGGAGCAAACAGUUGGCUCAUUCAGUUGGAGGGAGGAGGGUGGUGUGAUUCAAUUAGAAGUUGUGUUUAUCGUAAAAAUACUCGUCACGGUUCCUCAACAUAUAUGGAAAGGCAGAUACAAUUUUCAGGGAUAUUAAGCAACAAAGCAGAAGAAAACCCAGAUUUUUUCAAUUGGAACAGAGUCAAACUUCGUUAUUGUGAUGGUGCAUCUUUUAGUGGGGACAGUCAAUAUAAGGCAGGACAAUUGUAUUUUCGAGGACAACGAAUAUGGUUGGCUGCUAUGGAAGAUUUGAUGUCAAAGGGAAUGCGCCGUGCUACUCAGGCUCUACUAUCUGGAUGCUCUGCUGGUGGUUUGGCAUCUAUACUACACUGUGAUGAAUUUCGGGGACUAUUUCCUUGGACCACUAAAGUCAAGUGCCUGAGUGAUGGUGGAUUAUUCCUUGAUACAAUUGAUGUAUCUGGUAGGCGCACUUUGAGAAGUAUGUUCAGAGGUGUGGUUUGGUUACAGGGAGUGAAGAAAAGUCUUCCAUGGAGUUGUACCAACCACCUCAAUCCAACCUCGUGUUUCUUCCCUCAGCACUUAAUUGCCGAUAUUAAAACCCCACUUUUUCUUGUCAAUGCGGCUUAUGAUAUGUGGCAGAUCCAGGCCAGUUUAGCUCCACCAUCAGCUGAUCCUCAUGGCCAUUGGCAUGCAUGCAGAAAAAAUUAUGCACAUUGCACUCUAUCACAGAUUCAAUUUUUCCAGGGUUUCCGAAAUCAAAUGCUGAAUGCCGUAAAAGGCUUCUCAAGCUCCAAUAAAAAUGGGUUAUUCAUAAAUUCAUGUUUUGCCCAUUGCCAGACUGAGAGACAGGAUACAUGGUUUGCUCAGAAGUCUCCCCAUAUAGGAAACAAGGGGGUUGCAGAAUCUGUUGGAAAUUGGUAUUUUGACCGAGCUAACAUUAAGGCUGUUGAUUGCCCAUUCCCCUGUGACAAAACCUGCCAUAAUCUAGUGUUUAAGUGAGAGAAUAGCUAGAAUAUCAUUAUCUAUUGUUACUCUUCUCAUAAAUUAUAUUGCAAUGAAAUGCAUAAUUCAAUUGUAACGAAAAUAAGACCUGCUGAGAAGUAUCAAGGCUGAUCGGCAAGCUUAAUUCAUGUUUUCAUGUUUCUCUUA